GAACUCUCUGGCUUCACCCUGGACCAAGUGGCUUUCGAGGAUGGCAAAGGGAAGUGUCCCUACGACCCCACCAAGGGACACACCGGCCUCAUCGUGGACGGGGAGCUGUACUCAGCCACCUUCAACAACUUCCUGGGCACGGAGCCCGUCAUCCUCCGCAACCUGGGCCCCCACUACUCCAUGAAGACGGAAUAUCUCACCUCCUGGCUGAACGAGCCCCACUUCGUGGCUUCAGCCUACGUGCAGGAGAGCGCGGCCAGCAGCACCGGCGACGACGACAAGGUUUACUUCUUCUUCAGCGAGCGGGCGGUGGAGGGAGACGUGGAUGUCUCGGCUAUUUGCCGCUACCACAUCCUGGAGGUGAAGAAAGCGUUCGAGGGACCCUACAAGGAAUAUCGGGAGCAGGCACAGAAGUGGGGCCGGUACUCGGAUGAGGUGCCCAGCCCUCGUCCCGGCGCG
Messenger RNA from Antrostomus carolinensis (chuck-will's-widow), 459 nucleotides. Its product is annotated as semaphorin-4C. Gene Ontology annotation, biological process: semaphorin-plexin signaling pathway; axon guidance; negative chemotaxis. The transcript is spliced from 4 exons. The record is from RefSeq and is a predicted model, not a curated record. NCBI's taxonomy places the organism in Eukaryota, Metazoa, Chordata, Aves, Caprimulgiformes, Caprimulgidae. Gene Ontology annotation, molecular function: semaphorin receptor binding; chemorepellent activity. The annotation marks the transcript as partial. Gene Ontology annotation, cellular component: plasma membrane; synaptic vesicle membrane.